GAGAACACAGUCUCACUCAGCAUCAAGACAGGAUGGAACUCACACCACUCUGCUGGCAGAUCUUGCUGUUGAGUACACUGGUAUACUGUAGCCUCGGACAAGGUGGAGGGUCGUCUGAGGUUCAGGUUGUUGGACCGGCUGACCCAGUCGUUGCCUUAGCUGGUGAUGACAUUAUUCUACCAUGUUCCCUGGAACCCAGUGUCAGUGCUGAGGACAUGGCAGUGGAGUGGACCAGAUUGAACCUGAAAGCAGAAAACGUCCAUCUUUACCGUCAAGGUCGAGACUCCAAUGAGGAUCAGCAUCCAUCCUACAGGGGAAGGACAUCAAUGUUUCAUGAAGAACUGAAGAACGGCAACGUCUCCUUAAAGCUGAACAGAGUUACUCUCUCUGAUGCUGGAAGCUACAGGUGCUUCAUUCCAACACUGACCAGCCAGGUGAAGAACACCACCGUUCAACUCUUUGUUGGUGCUGUAUCUCAGCCAGUGAUCUCUAUUGUUGGAACUAAAGACUGGGGGGUGGUCCUGAAGUGUGAGUCUGGAGGCUGGUUUCCUGAACCUGGGAUGGAUUGGCUGGACAGUUCUGGAACCAUCCUCCCUGCUGAUGGACCUCCAGAGAGACACAGAGACUCAGAGGACCGCUACACUGUGAGACGACAUGUCACCGUGGACCAGACUGACACCAACAGGUUCACCUGUAGAGUUCACCAGACGGAGCUCAACCACCUGAAGGAGACAGAGAUUCAUGUCCCAGAUGACGUGUUUCCUAAAUCACAAGUAGGGUUGAUUAUUGGUCUGAUAGCAGCAGCUGUUGCAGUUCUUGCAGCUUCAGCUGGUGUCUACUGGUGGAGAAAACAUACAGAGAAGCUUAGAAGAGAAUUUGAAGAAGAAGAGAAGAAGAAGUUUAGAGAACAAAUGGAAGAAGUGAAGAAGAAGCUUGAAGAACUACUGGAACAACGAGUGAUGAACCUUGGAAAAGAUUCGGAAGAACGAGUGAAGAAGCUUAGAGAAGAUUUUGAUGAAAAGGUAAGUGGGCUGUUGACUUGUUAG
Messenger RNA from Oncorhynchus nerka (sockeye salmon), 1046 nucleotides. Its product is annotated as butyrophilin-like protein 10. NCBI's taxonomy places the organism in Eukaryota, Metazoa, Chordata, Actinopteri, Salmoniformes, Salmonidae. The record is from RefSeq and is a predicted model, not a curated record. The coding region runs from base 33 to 1046 and encodes 337 amino acids. Gene Ontology annotation, cellular component: external side of plasma membrane. Gene Ontology annotation, molecular function: signaling receptor binding. The transcript is spliced from 10 exons. Gene Ontology annotation, biological process: T cell receptor signaling pathway; regulation of cytokine production.